Messenger RNA from Darwinula stevensoni, 1805 nucleotides. Lineage: Eukaryota; Metazoa; Arthropoda; Ostracoda; Podocopida; Darwinulidae. The record is from the annotation of a GenBank genome assembly.
UAAGCUUCUACAGGUGAACAUUAGAGAUGUCUGCGUCCAUGUCGAACAUCGUGGAGGAGGCGACAAAAAAAUUCUAUCGGCGUCGGCUGGUGACCACGAUAAUUGCAUUCGUGAUUGCGUUCGCCAUCGGAUCCGAGAAUGCCGUCAUCUUCCCGACUGCGUGGAAAUACCUGCAGAUGCUUGGCUCCAGAGACGAGACGGAUUUGGGGAUCCUCAUUUCGGCUUUUAAUGUGGCUGCCCUCAUUUCGUCUGUAUUCUUCGGCUGGCUCGUGGACAGGCGGAUGCACCUUUCCAAGCCGGUCGUGUUCAUCGGUGCCCUGACGCAGAUCGCAGGGAGCGUCAUGUACUUCCUCGGCAUCAACAAGUGGCUCAUCAUAUCGGGGAGAUUCAUCUGCGGGUUCGGGAGCGGGACCCUCAUCGUCGUCCUUGCCGAACUGGCCAGAGCAACUUCCAACGAAGAGCGGGCCAAAUUCUUCACCCUUGGCUUUAGCAUGCAGCAAUUGGGAGUUAUACUCGGUCCAGCCUACAACCUGGCCUUGCACGAUGUCGAUACUCAGUUCGGGGACGUUCAGGUGAAUGAAGAGUCCCUACCCGGAUUCAUCUUCGCGAUUUUUUGGUCGCUUGCCUCGGUCGUCAUCCUCGCUGCAUACGAAAACGUCGGGGAGCAAUACAUCGCGUUGCAGAAGUUGAUAGCCGCUGCUAAAGAUUCUGAAAUCGUCCGCUACGGGACAUUUUUGCAUUUGCCCAAUGGCGACGCCAGAGACUUCGCAGAGAACAGCACUCCCAACUCCACGAUGAACAGAAAGGACUCGGAUUCGAAAGCGAAAUUCCUCCACUCCGUGCAUUCUUCCACCCCAAGUCAGAAGAAUGCUUGGAAUGAGAUCCCGCCUCACCAUCGACCGGAAGACUCGGAGGAGAGAAACUCCACCUUCAUGGAUCUCCUCAUCGACACGAUCGUCGUCAUCCUCUUCAUGCAGACGACUGUAUUCUUCUGUCUUUCUCUGGUGGAGACCAUCAUCCCCCCGAUCAUGCAAACAUAUUAUGGCCUCGGAACACGAGCCAAUUCCUUCUUAUUUCUGCUUGUCGGCGGUGAAGCGAUGAUAUCGUAUGCCUUCGUGAUCGUGAUGCGAAAUCGACUUCUCGACCGGACUCUCAUCUUGCUGGGGAAUUUGUUGGUCGUGAUCGCGUUGAUAUCUCUCAUGAUCACGACCCGUUUCCAGGAAUCCCAUCCGGAUCAGGUUUUCCCCUUCUUCAUCGUCUCCUGCUCCUUGGUUUUCCUCGGCGUCCCGAUGUCCUCCGUGUUCUCUCUGACCCUGGGUUCCAAGCUGGUCCGUCCGAACUGCCAGGGGAAGAUGCAGGCCCUUCGCCGGGUCGCCAACUCCGUCGGGCUCAUUCUCGGCCCUCUCUGGGCUGGCGCUUUGAACGAUGCAGACACCUUGACGACACCUUGUGAACAUAUUCCGUACUACACUGCUGAUACAUUCGUUGGGCAGAUGGCAGCACAAGCUCGGGUACGACGCCUCAUCCAUCUCGCAACCGGGAGAGUCGCGUUUCGACCUUUGCCCUGGAAACAGGAGCCCUCCCUCCUCCCUUUCUCUUCCACCAUCCUUGUACUCGCUCCUCGCUUGCCCUCCCUCUCCGCUCGACCUCCUACCUCGCUUGCCCUCCCUCCCCGCUCGACCUCCUACCUCUCUUGCCCGCCCUCCCCGCUCGACCUCCUACCUCUCUUGCCCUCCCUCCCCGCUCGACCUCCUACCUCGCUUGCCCUCCCUCCUCGAUGGACUUCCUUCCUCGUUCUCAACUGA